AUGAAUGGUAACAUUACAGAGUUUCUGUUGAGAAAUUUUGACGGUUUGCGGUCGAGAGAGCAGUCUUCGGCUACAUGGAUUGGGUUUCUUGGUGAGGAAGAAGUGGCGUGCUUCCCAGAACCGCGAAACUCCACAAGUGCUGGUAGAACAAUGGGUCAUUGGACUGUGUUGGUGUACCUUGAGUAUGUUGGGAUGGAUUUUGGGGUUUGGACUGAACUUUGUUCCAUGUCUCGGACAACUUCCCAAGGCCUUGGACUCUAUCGCCAUCAACCUUAUAAUUGUCUCAUUCGUCAGCCAUUAUUGAGCACACUGCAAGAAGCGUCUCCAACAAAAGCUAUCCGUGACUUGACGCCGGUAGAAGCAUGGUGCGGAAUCAAACCUAAAGUUCAACAUUUGAGAGUAUUUAGUUCCGUGGUCUAUGUACACAUUCCGGUGGCCACUCGAACAAAACUUGAUGAUUGUGAAGAAAAGACUAUCUUUGUGGGUUAUGCGCAUAGUGGAUACAAAGUUCUUAACCCAACAACAAAUAAAGUCAUCAUCAUUAGAGAUGUCAUUUUUAUGGAGGAUGAAACAUGGAGUUGGAGUUUGCCUCAAGUCACUCAAAGUCGGCCUGUUGAAUUAUUUGAAGGUGCUUCUGAAGGUGGAAUUCAUAGUAUGGUUGAAGAAACUACACAAGCCAAUACUUUCAAUGUAAGGCCGACACAAGCCAAUACUUUCAAUGAAAGGCCAAGGUGUCAGCGACAACUUCCAGUCACACUACGUGAUUAUGAGGUGAAGGCAAAUGUAGAAGUAGAAAGGUAUAAGGCGAGGUUUGUGGCGAAAGGCUAUGAACAAAGGCCCGGAUUCGACUUUCAAGAAGUAUUUGCACCUGUAGCUCGAAUGGAGACGAUAAGGUUGUUGAUAGCCUUAGUUGCGCAAAAUUUUUGGAAUAUACAUGAAAUGGAUGUAGAAUCCGAAUUUUUGUACGGCCCACUUCAAGAGGAGAUUUAUGUGAAGCAGCCUUCUGGCUUUCAAUCGCAUGGAAGUGAGCAAAAUGUGUAUAAAUUGAAGAAGGCCUUGUAUGGACUCAAACAAGCCCCGCAAGCAUAG
This is a messenger RNA of Andrographis paniculata, 1089 nucleotides long. RefSeq lists its product as uncharacterized. The transcript has 5 exons. NCBI's taxonomy places the organism in Eukaryota, Viridiplantae, Streptophyta, Magnoliopsida, Lamiales, Acanthaceae. The record is from RefSeq and is a predicted model, not a curated record. Bases 1 to 1089 code for a protein of 362 amino acids.